GGUCUCGUUGCAGAGAUGAAGCUUCUCUCAGCCCUAGCAGGGCUCCUGGCCAUUCUGGCCAUGUCCCAGCCCUCUGAGGGUGCUGCUCCAGCUAUCCCAGGGGAGGUGGAGACCUCGGUGGUGCUGACCUGCAUGAAGGAGGCCAAGAGGCUGGUGGACAAGGCCUACAAGGAGCGGAGGGAAAGCAUCAAGCAGCGGCUUCGCAGUGGCUCAGCCAGCCCCAUGGAACUCCUGUCCUACUUCAAGCAGCCUGUGGCUGCCACCAGGACUGCCGUGAGGUCUGCUGACUACCUGCAUGUGGCUCUAGGCCUGCUGGAGGUGAAGCUGCGGUCCCUGUGGCCAGGGCCCUUCAAUGUUACCGAUGUGCUGACGCCGGCGCAGCUGACUCUGCUGUCGAAGUCAAGCGGCUGCGCCUACCAGGAUGUGGCCGUGACGUGCCCAGAGCAGGACAAGUACCGCACCAUCACUGGGCGGUGCAAUAACAGGCGCAGCCAGACGCUGGGGGCCUCCAACCGCGCCUUUGCGCGCUGGCUGCCGGCGGAGUAUGAGGACGGCUUCUCUCUGCCCUUUGGCUGGACCCCGGGGGUCAAGCGCGCCGGCUUCCCGGUGCCCCUGGCUCGUGCGGUCUCCAAUGAGAUCGUGCGCUUCCCCACGGAGCAGCUGACCCCGGACCAGGAGCGCUCGCUCUUGUUCAUGCAGUGGGGCCAGCUGAUCGACCACGACCUCGACUUCACCCCGGAGCCAGCCGCCCGGGUCUCCUUCCUCACUGGCCUCAACUGUGAGACCAGCUGCCUGCAGCAGCCGCCUUGCUUCCCGCUCAAGAUCCCACCCAAUGACCCUCGCAUCAAGAACCAACAAGACUGCAUCCCCUUCUUCCGCUCCUGCCCGGCCUGCACUGAGAGCAACAUUACCAUCCGCAACCAGAUCAACGCGCUCACCGCCUUCCUGGACGCCAGCAUGGUGUACGGCAGCGAGGACCCCUUGGCCAUGAAGCUGCGUAACACCACCAACCAGCUAGGGCUGCUGGCCGUCAACACCGACUACCAAGACAACGGCCGGGCCCUGCUGCCCUUCGACACUCUGCACGAUGACCCCUGUCUCCUCACCAACCGCUCUGUGCGCAUCCCCUGCUUCCUGGCAGGGGACACCCGCUCCAGUGAGAUGCCCGAGCUCACCUCCAUGCAUACCCUCUUUCUGCGGGAGCACAAUCGACUGGCCACACAGCUCAAGCGCCUGAACCCCCGCUGGGAUGGAGAGAAGCUCUACCAGGAAGCCCGGAAGAUCGUGGGGGCCAUGGUCCAGAUCAUCACUUACCGGGACUACCUGCCCCUGGUGUUGGGGCCAGAGGCCAUGAGGAAGUACCUGCCCAAGUAUCGUGGCUACAAUGACUCAGUAGACCCACGCAUUGCCAAUGUCUUCACCAACGCCUUCCGCUAUGGCCACACUCUCAUCCAACCCUUCAUGUUCCGCCUGGAUAAUCGGUACCAGCCCAUGGGGCCCAACCCCCGCGUCCCACUCAGCAAGGUCUUUUUUGCCAGCUGGAGAGUAGUGCUGGAAGGUGGCAUUGACCCCAUCCUCCGGGGCCUCAUGGCCACUCCUGCCAAAUUGAAUCGGCAGAACCAAAUUGUGGUCGAUGAGAUCCGAGAGCGAUUGUUUGAGCAGGUCAUGAGGAUCGGGCUGGACCUGCCAGCUCUGAACAUGCAGCGAAGCCGGGACCACGGCCUCCCAGGGUACAACGCCUGGAGGCGCUUCUGUGGACUAACGCAGCCUAGCACGGUGGGUGAGCUGGGCACGGUGCUGAGGAACUUAGACUUGGCAAGGAAGCUGAUGGCACAGUACGGCACACCCAACAAUAUUGACAUCUGGAUGGGCGGUGUGGCUGAGCCCUUGAAACCUGGUGGCCGUGUGGGCCCCCUCCUCGCCUGCCUCAUUGGCACCCAAUUCAGAAAGCUCCGGGAUGGCGAUAGGUUUUGGUGGGAGAACAAGGGCGUGUUCAGCACGCAGCAGCAGCAAGCCCUGGCCAACAUCUCCUUGCCCCGCAUCAUCUGCGACAACACAGGCAUCGCCACUGUGUCCAAGAACAACAUCUUCAUGUCCAACUCGUUUCCCCGGGACUUUGUCAACUGUAGCACACUUCCUGUGCUUGACCUGGCUGCCUGGAGGGAUGCCUAGGGGUUAGGAGCUGGAUCAGGGGACGAAGUAGUGAGGGGGCUCCUGUUGAAACCACAGAGAUCUCCUUUCUCUGGGUGAGCCCAUCCUGCUCUGCUGUCAGCUGAGAAAGGGAGUGGCUAGACAUUCAUUCCUCUGUGUGUGUGUGUGCAUGCGCUUGUGCACAGUGUCUAUAAAUUGGCAUUUCAUAUGCCUGUGAACACAGGCAGUGUCUUAUGUGCUCUGUGUGUGUGUCAUUUAUGUGAGUGUGUGUUUACUGUUUUUGAGAAUACUAAGUAUGUGACAGACAGGCAGCAGAGCAGAUGGGUCAGGAGCACAGCUCAGGAGCCAGACUGGGGGCACAUCCUGGCUCUGAGGUCUACCAGCUAUGUGACCUUGGGCAAAUUACUUGACCUUACCAAGCAUGCGUUUUCUUCCUGGGAAAUCAUGGCUGUGAGAGCUCCUCAGAGGCCUGUUUGCAUCCUCUAGAUCUUCAUUUAUCACACACCUAUCCCAUGCAGGACACUGUGCUUGGCAUGGGAAAGUUUCAGAAGCAAGAAAGAUACCAGAUGCCACUUGUGCCCUCAAGAAGCUUAAGCCUGGACUGUGCCCUGGUUUGCAGAGGUGAACCAGUGACCCUGGGAGAUGAACCACUAGCUGCUAGGCUAUGUGACUGAGUCACAGCCCGGGUCACGGCUUCCCUCUUUCUUCCUUACUCUGCUUUCUUGCUUAUUCCUAAGAGUCCCCCCAAAGAGGAACUGGGCCCAGGGGCCUUUCUGUACCAUUUGUUUGCCCCUGAUGUUUAUGGGUAAUAAAAUA
This is a messenger RNA of Otolemur garnettii (small-eared galago), 2967 nucleotides long. It is a transcript of the gene MPO, whose product is annotated as myeloperoxidase. The record is from RefSeq and is a predicted model, not a curated record. The transcript is spliced from 12 exons. Gene Ontology annotation, molecular function: peroxidase activity; heme binding. The coding region runs from base 16 to 2172 and encodes 718 amino acids. Lineage: Eukaryota; Metazoa; Chordata; Mammalia; Primates; Galagidae. Gene Ontology annotation, biological process: response to oxidative stress.